Messenger RNA from Condylura cristata (star-nosed mole), 1354 nucleotides. It is a transcript of the gene GRHPR, whose product is annotated as glyoxylate reductase/hydroxypyruvate reductase. Gene Ontology annotation, molecular function: hydroxypyruvate reductase [NAD(P)H] activity; NAD binding; hydroxypyruvate reductase (NADH) activity. Bases 209 to 1150 code for a protein of 313 amino acids. Gene Ontology annotation, cellular component: cytosol. The transcript has 9 exons. Lineage: Eukaryota; Metazoa; Chordata; Mammalia; Eulipotyphla; Talpidae. The record is from RefSeq and is a predicted model, not a curated record.
AAAAGCCAAAGUCACAUCCCUUUCUGCAGAACUGGGAUUUGAACUCAGCUCUGUGGGACUGCGGGCUGAGCACUGCUAUAUGCAGACUUGCUCUGCCUCUUAGGCACCGAGAAGAAAGUGGAAUCCAGCCCCCGAAACCAGCUCCUGGAGAAAAUGACAUGUUUAUUCGUUCAAUGCAACAGAACCUUCACUGGGUACCUGCUGUGCAAUGGGAUUGCAGGGGAGGCAGCAAAGGCAGAAACAAUGCUGUGAAGUGGAGCAAUGGGAUUCGGAUGAGCCCAUCCCCAAGAAGGAGCUGGAACGAGGCGUGGCCGGGGCCCAUGGCUUGCUUUGCCUGCUCUCUGACCGUGUGGACAAGAAUCUCCUGGACGCGGCAGGAGCCAAUCUCAAAGUCAUCAGCACACUGUCCGUGGGUGUCGACCACUUGGCCUUGGAUGAAAUCAAGAAACGCGGGAUCCGUGUGGGCUACACCCCAGAUGUCCUGACAGACGCCACAGCGGAACUUGCCGUCUCCCUGCUGCUCACCACCUGUCGCCGGUUGCCAGAGGCCAUCGAGGAGGUGAAGAAUGGUGGCUGGACUUCAUGGAAGCCCCUGUGGAUGUGUGGCUACGGCCUCUCACAGAGCACCGUCGGCAUCAUCGGACUGGGGCGUAUAGGCCAGGCCAUUGCUCGGCGCCUGAAACCAUUUGGCGUCCAGAGAUUUCUGUACGCAGGACGCCAGCCCAGACCUCAGGAAGCAGCAGAAUUCCAGGCAGAGUUUGUGCCCGCCUCUCAGCUGGCUGCUGAGUCUGAUUUCAUUGUUGUGGCCUGCUCCUUAACGCCUGCAACCAAGGGCCUCUGCAACAAGGACUUCUUCCAGCGGAUGAAGAAAACAGCUGUGAUUGUCAAUAUUAGCAGGGGAGACGUGGUUAACCAGGACGACCUGUACCAGGCCUUGACCAGUGGUCAGAUUGCAGGGGCUGGACUGGAUGUGACGACCCCCGAACCACUGCCUACAAACCACCCUCUCCUGACCCUGAAGAAUUGUGUGAUCCUGCCGCACAUUGGCAGCGCCACCCACGGAACCCGAAACACCAUGUCUUUGUUGGCAGCUAACAACUUGCUGGCUGGCCUGAGAGGGGAGCCGAUGCCGAGUGAACUCAAGCUGUAACCAGACAGGAAACCCAGAGGGUCAGGAGAAAACAGAUGCCAUCAGGUGUCUUGGGUUGGACCCACAGGAUGAGAGCCAAGGGAGAAAACCUGAUCUGUACUGAUUGUGUGGAGGGAGGCUGGUGCCGAGGUUUGUGCUUGCUGCAUCUGUGAUUGGAAACAUCUGAGCCAAAUGCGUGUGUUUCUAUUAAAUGGUUCUCUCAGA